CGUCAUCUGGUCAGCAUAUUGCCUCCAACAAGAAGGUUGAAGGUUGGCAUAAAACAUUAAUCGGAGUUGGACAUUGUUAAAAUCUCCAUCGGCGCGUCCUCGAGGGAUGCUGGUUGUGUUGUCAUGGUUUCAGUCAUGAUGUGGCCAGCUUUGAUACAGCACCUUUCCGUGUGUCUGUAUCCGCAGUAAAAGCGCACUUGGGGAUGGAGAAAACGACAGCCUGAAGGAGCGCAAUUACUGCACACGGAGAGAAAUUACACGAGCUGGGCUUUAGUGUUCCUCUCUUUACGCACCGCGUUAUAAAGGGACGUACCGUUUAUCAUGUCUGCGAAGGAAAGACUCAAAGGCAAAAUGACCAAAGACAGCGUCACCUUGCUACCCUGCUUUUAUUUCGUGGAGCUGCCGAUUCUGGUGUCCUCUGUGGUCAGCUUGUACUUCUUGGAGUUGACAGAUAUUUUUAAGCCAGUGCGUUCAGGCUACAGCUGCAAUGACCGCAGUCUCAGCAUGCCUUACAUCGAGCCCACAAAGGAGGUCAUCCCCUUCCUCAUGCUCUUCAGUCUGGCUUUUGCCGGGCCAGCAGUGACGAUUAUGAUUGGGGAGGGAAUCCUGUACUGCUGUGUGGCCAGGAGAAAUAUUGCCAUCAAGACAGAGGCUAACAUAAAUGCUGCUGGCUGCAAUUUCAACUCUUACAUCCGACGGGCUGUGAGGUUUGUUGGGGUCCAUGUGUUUGGCCUGUGCAUCACAGCACUCAUCACUGAUAUUAUCCAGCUGGCAACAGGAUACCAUGCUCCCUACUUCCUCACUGUGUGCAAACCCAACUACACCACCCUCAACAUUUCCUGUGAUGAGAACUCUUUCAUUGUGGAUGACAUCUGCUCGGGGCCCGAUCCAGCAGCCAUCAACUCCGGCAGGAAGUCCUUCCCAUCUCAGCAUGCCACACUGGCAGCCUUUGCGGCUGUGUACAUCUCCAUGUACUUUAAUGCCACUCUGACUGACUCAUCCAAGCUCCUGAAGCCACUCCUAGUGUUCUCCUUUAUCAUCUGUGGCAUUAUCUGUGGCCUGACUCGCAUUAUUCAGUUCAAGAACCAUGCUGUAGAUGUCUACUGUGGCUUUCUUCUCGGAGGAGGCAUAGCCAUCUAUCUGGGUCUGUAUGCAGUUGGGAACUUUAAACCUAGUGAAGACACAUCUCUGAAGAUACAUGUGCAUCCUCCUAUCCGACAGCCCCUACCCCCACAACCUCUACCACAACCCCAGCCAGUAGGGCCUCCACCUGCCUUGCGGGAGCCUCUGAGACCUCUCCCUAACCUGAACACAGAUCCACCACGCUUACUUCCACCUAAAAGCCUGAGCAUGCGUGAACGUCCAACCUCAGCACGCUCUGAGAGUAUCCUGCUACGUGGCCCAUCCCACAGAGAGAACAGCUUGUCCAGCUUGAAGAGGGCAAGCACAGAGGUAGAGUGCAUUACACCACCCAGUCCCCUCUGCAAGGAGAGCUUUGUGACAUUCAGCAACACCCUUCCUCGUGUGCAUUCAACUGGAGUUGAAGAACCAGUGCCACGACGCCACGCUGCUAUCCAUGCCUCCAUGGACUCCACACGUUCUAAGCAGCUGCUCUCACAGUGGAAGAUCAAGAAUGAGAACCGCAAACUGUCUCUGCAGGUCAUGGAGGCUGAGGCUGGACAACUGUCUCCCCAGCGAAGCAUGGAGCUCCGCUGCAGUUCCGAACCCUCUGCUGUUGGCUUGGAUGGGGAGCUACGUGGUGGACCCCCUGGGCAAUAUAUGAAGCUUGCUGCUAGUGCUGUGCCAUUAGCCAAUCAUAAUAACUCUGGUGGUUUAGCUGGUGGUGCCAGAGUAUCGAUUCAGUCGCGACCAGGGUCCUCCCAACUUGUUCACAUCCCUGAGGAGACACAUGAGAAUGUGAGUUCCUCACAUCAGGAGGAUGGUGAGGAGAUGAAUGAUGGUGGGGGAGGGGGUGGGACAGCACGAUCAAAGUGGCUGAAGGUGGCAGAGAAAAGCACCGUCUGCCGGACUAACAGUCAGCCACGUAUUAUGCAGGUCAUUGCAAUGUCCAAGCAGCAGGGCAUGCUACAUGGUAGUCCUAAAAGUGAGGCCAGCACCGUGAGUUGUACAGGAUCUAUUCGUUAUAAAGCUCUGAUGGAUCAGGAACCUAACACUGGCAUUGUUCGAGUGGAGGCCCACCCUGAGAACAAGCCUGUAGUGAAACCACCAUCCACAGAUGGAAGUGGAUCCUGGAGGUGGAAACCACAGGAGCGGGUCAGUAUCCGACAGUCCCUCGAGUUAAAUGAUCUAAAUCGGGAUUCUGAAAGCUGUGAGUCAUUGAGAGAUAGCUACGGGUCCAUAGAUGGAAACCGAAGCCUACCUGACAUGAGCAACCCUCACCAUCCCCACUUCCAUCAUCAUCACCACCAACAGAGUAUCACCACCAUUCGAGUCACACCAGUGGAAGUCAGCAGUGAAGCCACCUCGGAAACUCUCUCCACCACCUCCAGUCGAGACUCCACCUUGCGCAGGAAAGGCAACAUCAUUCUGUUGCCCGAAAGAGGACCUAGUCCUGACAACGCCAGGAACCUGCCUCACUUUUUCAAACCCUCCCCAACACCUCCCCCCAUUUUGACUUUCAAAGAGUGAAUGAAACCUCUUUCCAUGUCAACCCUAAGAGUUGCUUUGCUCUCUGAACUAUGAAGGCAAGAGCCUCUGUUAGGGAACUCAGUAGACAUGGUGAGUUUGGAUGCAUCUACAUUUCCUGACCGCACUCUCCAGAACACGUAACACAAUGUUGUGCUUUUUCUGACUACAUUCUGUUGGCCUCAUUACAAAAGCAUAAGCACAAAUUAUGAAAAUUGGGGCUGUUUGAUAAAGGUAUUUGUUUGAUUUCAUCUAAAUAGCUUUGUUAUCAAAUCCAUUGUCUGUUGUCUAAAGGCAACGUGGGUGCUUUUAAACACUUUGUAAAUUUAUAUAUAUUUUCUGAAUAUAAAUAUUUGUACGUAUAUUGGGCCACACAAUCACAUCUUUUAAUGCUUACGGUAAUAAUUGUGUUCGCUUUGAAAUGUUUUAGCCGGGCUUUCAAUCAGACGCAUAGCUUUUAGACAAAUAGGAGAAUGUUAUAGUCAUGUUUACAGAGGGUUUUAGCAAUGGUUUAUUAACCAAAAGGAUGCAUUGUUUAAGGGGGCUUAUUUAAUCACUGUGUGUUUUGGUGACCAUAAAUGAGCCAUUUUCUCAUUCAAACAGCUAAAAGACCUCUUUGCUGGCAUAGAGACAAUGAAUUUAUAGAGACUCUGCCUUUGGCAUUGUAAUACAGUGGACAAUACAUUGUUCAGACACUAAUGUCAUAUUGCCUUUGUGAAAUAUACAACUUUUAUUCAGUUCCACAUGCCAAUGACCACUGUUUCACUCAUAUAUAUUGAUUUGUAAGCCCCCUUAUUUUGUUCUAGUGUUCUUUGAGCACAAGUAUCGUGCUUUAUGGCUCAUUGCUGUACGUUUACAGUGAUGUAGUGUGCAUCAUUUUCUUACUUGUUCCCCCAUUUUGCCUCACAGGAUGGGGUUAUAUAGCUACUAAGGUGCAUUGUCCUCUUUGUUUCUAAGCGUGUGGGCAUAAACAAAUGACUCAUAGCUACUUCGCUGCACAUUGCAGAGAAGCAUACAAGAUAUAAGAGCAAUAGGAGGCCCCAAAGGUAAUAGUGGGAAUUCAUUGCAUAUUUUUGUAAAUGUCUAAAAAUACUACUAAUAAUCAUAUUCAUAGAGUGCCUCAAAAAGAAAUAUGCCUAUUAGCUAGUGAUUACUUGUCUCCAUCUUAUAGUAACUGUACAAACAUGUUACAGGUUGCUGCUGUAAUUAUUACGGUGCAGAAUUGUUGGCUACCACUCUCAUUGCCAUCAGUUGGCGUUGAAAAUCGGGCACAGUCGUUACAUAAAGACAAGUGCUAAAGUAAGACGUUAUGAUAAAAUACACAAAAUAGAUAAUGUUAGGAUUCGUCCUGUAUGGCGUGUGUAUUUCUAAACAGUUCUAAACUGUGUACUUGUAUUUCUAGCUCAUUGUUUACAUCCUUGUUAGGACCAUGUUGUAAUAUAUACAUAAAUAUUGCCAAAUAAGAAUGUAUGUUGAACAAGAUGCUUUUAGUUCAUUUAUGUAUGGUGUCAUCUAUAUGAUGUUGCUUAUUUAUUUAUCUUUAUUUUUAUUAUUGAUACAGUACAGUAUAUAUAAAGUAUACAUAUUUUGAUGUGUCUGUUUUAAAAGAGUGAAUCAGAACCAACACAUUUUAAAGAUUUUAUAUAUGCUUGUACAGUAUACUUGUACCCCACAUUGAGGCUUAAACCUGUCCUUACAUAUGCAUGGUGACUUAAAACUGUAUGUACGGUAACUGGAGGAUUUGUUUUGCUUUCCUUUUGUAAAUGAUGCCUUUAAUAGUGAUGGCUGGUACCUUGAUUUAUACUCUAUUCACACUCUGCGGAAUCAACUCAAUAAUCAUUCAAUCUUUUUACCCCUGUAAAUAUGAAUUUGUAACUUUGCCAGCAAACUGUUAAGAUGUUAAAGAGAUCGGUGGGGUAUUAUUUGAGUGUCAUAGAGACACUUGCUUUAUUAGUGCUCUAAACCAGAUAUGGUACAUCAGAGAGAUGGCUUUUUGUUGAACCUGUUGACAGAUAUUUGGAAGUUGGCCUUGUGGGGUUUUGUUUAGCAAUGUAUUUUGACUAAGGAUGAUAUGUCUUAAUAUAUAUUGAA
This is a messenger RNA of Danio aesculapii, 4737 nucleotides long. It is a transcript of the gene plppr4a, whose product is annotated as phospholipid phosphatase related 4a. The coding region runs from base 322 to 2649 and encodes 775 amino acids. NCBI's taxonomy places the organism in Eukaryota, Metazoa, Chordata, Actinopteri, Cypriniformes, Danionidae. The transcript is spliced from 7 exons. Gene Ontology annotation, molecular function: phosphatidate phosphatase activity. The record is from RefSeq and is a predicted model, not a curated record. Gene Ontology annotation, biological process: phospholipid dephosphorylation; axonogenesis; signal transduction.